Molecule: messenger RNA, 1938 nt
Organism: Clonostachys byssicola
Lineage: Eukaryota; Fungi; Ascomycota; Sordariomycetes; Hypocreales; Bionectriaceae
Source: the annotation of a GenBank genome assembly
AUGCGCUACUCAGUGGCUUUCCUUGCGGCGGCCGCUGCCGUUGCGGCCCAUCCUGUCCAGCAGGGAUAUGCGCAGGGCAUGAUUGCCCGCGACCCCGAAGCGGGAGAUGACAUGGCCAAUGCUGCCCUCAUGGCCCGACACGACAAUUGCCCUAUCCCUGAGAAGAGCGAGUUCGUCGCCCCUGAAACCCGCGAUCGUCAUAAAGACGGAGAGGGGAACCCCAUCCGAUUCGCGACAAAGGAGGAGAAGGCCGCCCUCAAGCAGGAAAAGAAGGACGCGAGCCAGCCGAGGCAGAGCCUCCAAAGCGUCAAGAAGAAGCUCGACGACUUGACCGUCAAUGAUGAGGAAAAGGAAGAAAAUGAGAGGAAGACGAAGACGUCCGAGGACGAGGCUCAGAUGAUAGAAAAGGAGAAGAACAAACUCAAGGAGAAGCUCCAGGCCGAGGCCGAGGCCGAGGCCAAGGAGAAGGAGGACAUUGCCAAGGAUCAGGAGCGGAAGGCUGUGAAGGCCAAGGACAAGGCUCGGAAUGCCAGGGAGAAGCACGACAAGGCCAAGGCCAAGAAGGGAAAGGGCAAGCCCAAGCCGCUCACCAAGGAAGAGAAAGAUGCAAUCUUGGAGAAGAGGGCCCCGGAACCCGGCAAGGAAAAGAAGAAGAGUAAGAAGGAGAAGGACGAGGCUCACGAGAAGAAGCUUGAAAAGGCUACCAAGGAAGUUAAGGAAGCUGCCAAGGAAGCUGCCAAGGACGCUGUCAAGGAUGAAGACGGCAAGCCUGAAAAGAAGUCGGACAAGAAGACUAUUAAGAAGUCCGAGGAGAAGAUUGAGGAGAAUAUAUAUGGUCACUCAAAGGACAAGAGGGCCCUCUCCAACGACAAGAAGAAGAAGAAGGGGAAGCAGGGGGCUGCCAAGGUGAAGGAGACUUCCAAGGAGAAGAAGGAGUCCUCCAAGGAGAAGGUAGACAAGGAGUCUUCCAAGGAGAAGGACGACAAGGACUCUGUCAAGGACAAGGAAGCCGAUGACAAGAAAGACAAGGCUGAGGAGAAGGAGACUUCCAAGGUGAAGGAGACCUCCAAGGAGUCUUCUGAGGUGAAGGAAGCCGAUUCCAAGAAAGACAAGAGGGAAUUGUCCUCCAAGAAGAACAAGAAGAAGAACAGGAGCAAGAACAAGAAGAAUAAGAAGGAUGAUGACAAGGACGACGACAAGGAUGAGGACGACAAGGACGACGACGACAAGGAGGAGGAAUCCGAUGCCAAGAAAGUCAAGAUCGAGGAGAAGGAGAAGGAGACCAAGAAGGAGAAGUCCAAAGAGACGAAGGACAAGUCCGAUGAGGAGGAUGAUGACUCUGAGUCAGAGGACGAUGACGAUGACGACCUUGACUUACCGAAGGUAAAAUGGCCCCCUCGCGACCUCAUCUACGCCCGUGAGAAUCAUCCUGACAUGGGACACAAGUUUGUUCGUGCCGACCCUCAGGAUCAGUUGUCACACGACACCAUGUUCAUCCGCGAGGAUCCUCCUGACAAGGGACGCAAAUUCAUCCGCGAAGACCCUCCUGACAAGGGCCGCAAGUUCAUUCGUGAAGAUCCCCCCGACAAGGGCCGCAAGUUCAUCCGCGAAGAUCCCCCCGACAAGGGCCGCAAGUUCAUCCGCGAAGAUCCCCCCGACAAGGGCCGCAAGUUCAUCCGCGAGGAUCCUCCUGACAAGGGCCGCAAGUUCAUUCGUGAGGAUCCCCCGGACAAGGGCCGCAAGUUCAUCCGCGAAGAUCCCCCCGACAAGGGCCGCAAGUUCAUUCGUGAAGACCCUCCUGAUAAGGGCCGCAAGUUCAUCCGCGAAGAUCCCCCUGACAAGGGCCGCAGGAAGACGAUCCUCUGGGGGUUGACCGUUGAUUCCAUCCCUGUCACAAAUCUGGCGCAGCAAGGCAAGAAGAAACGGAUGGACGCAUAA